Molecule: messenger RNA, 985 nt
Organism: Panthera uncia (snow leopard)
Lineage: Eukaryota; Metazoa; Chordata; Mammalia; Carnivora; Felidae
Product: olfactory receptor 6P1
Exons: 1
Coding region: 32-985 (317 amino acids)
Biological process (GO): G protein-coupled receptor signaling pathway
Cellular component (GO): membrane
Molecular function (GO): G protein-coupled receptor activity; olfactory receptor activity
Source: RefSeq, a predicted model, not a curated record
CUUUUUUCAGGUGGUCACGUGGACAGAGACGAUGGGAAAUUGGAGCAGAGGCCACAUAGCGGAGUUUGUGUCGGUGGGCUUCCCUACCUCUCCGCCCCUCCAGUGCCUCCUCUUUGUCCUCUUCCUGGCAAUUUACCUGUUGACAUUGUUGGAGAACGCACUCAUCGUUUCCACAGUCUGGCUCACGCCAAGCCUUCACCGCCCGAUGUACCUUUUCCUUGGCCAUCUCUCCUUCCUGGAGCUGUGGUACGUCAAUGUCACACUUCCCCGGCUUUUGGGAGCAUUUCUUACCCAGGAGCGUGGAGUCUCCUACGUAGGCUGCAUGACUCAGCCCUACUUCUUUAUUGCCCUAGCCUGCACCGAAUGUGUCCUGCUGGCGGUCAUGGCCUAUGACCGCUACCUGGCCAUCUGUGAGCCCCUCCGUUAUCCUAGUCUCAUGCCAUCCAGCCUGGCCAUUCGCCUCGCUGCUUCCUCUUGGGGUAGUGGCUUCUUGAGCUCCAUGAUGAAGCUUCUUUUCAUUUCCCGGCUGUCCUACUGUGGACCCAACGUCAUCAACCACUUUUUCUGCGAUAUCUCCCCACUACUCAACCUCACCUGCUCUGACAAAGAGCACGCAGAACUAGUAGACUUCCUCUUGGCCCUGGUGAUGAUUCUGCUCCCUCUCUUGGCCGUGGUUUCAUCAUAUGCUGCCAUAAUGGCUGCCCUCCUCAGGAUUCCUACUGCCCAGGGACGUCGCAAAGCCUUCUCCACCUGUGCCUCUCACCUGGCGGUGGUUGUUAUCUACUACUCUUCCACCCUCUUCGCCUAUGCACGGCCCCAGGCCAUGUCCACCUUCAACCACAACAAGGUCAUCUCUGUGCUCUAUACAGUCAUUGUACCGUUCCUCAAUCCAGCCAUCUACUGCCUGAGGAACAAGGAGGUGAAGGAUGCUCUCAGGAAGUCGGUCCUGGGCAGAUGCCACUAUCCGAGGGAUGUCCCAGAUUGA